Macrobrachium nipponense is the source of this 2295-nucleotide messenger RNA. Its product is annotated as carcinine transporter-like. Gene Ontology annotation, cellular component: membrane. The transcript has 10 exons. Gene Ontology annotation, biological process: transmembrane transport. The coding region runs from base 427 to 2166 and encodes 579 amino acids. Gene Ontology annotation, molecular function: transmembrane transporter activity. The record is from RefSeq and is a predicted model, not a curated record. Lineage: Eukaryota; Metazoa; Arthropoda; Malacostraca; Decapoda; Palaemonidae.
GGUUACCAGUGGCCUGGUGUCCGCGCUCUCGCGUACGUGUUCCGCAAGUCUGCUGGCCUGUGUGCAUUUUAGUCUGGAAUUUCAACAGCUCACAUUUUACUUCGACAAAGAUACAAAUUGGCGCAAAGGAAGCAGAAUGGUAUUUUCCAUGCCGGGAUUAGAAAAAUAAUGAAGUUAUUAGGCAACGACAUAGCGUUUAUGUCCGAGAAGAUACAAUCCGAUUCGUUAUCGUACAACAUCGUAAAAUAAUGAUAUCAGAAAAUAUACGGAUUAGGUAGGAGAGACUAAACGCAUCUAUCAAGGUUAACUUCGGCCCAACACCUGAGAACGUCCCCCCAACAAGUUGUCAAACUCGUACCUUCCAAACGGCUUUGUCCUGUCAAGUCUACUCUCUAUUUGUUCAUCGCAGGAGGAGCCACAUCCAAGAUGAGCACACCCGUCUUUGAACAGUUACUGGAGGAAGUUGGCGACACCGGGAAGCAUCAGCAAUUGCUGUUCUGGCUCUACGUGGUUCCCAUCAACUUCCUAAUACCGUGGAUCGCCCUGGUUCCUAUUUUCAUGACAUCCACCCCGUCACACUGGUGUCAUGUACCAGGACAACCUCCAGAGCUCACAGACGAACAAUGGAAGAAGCUCACAAUACCAAAGGAGAUCACUGACGGGGAAGAGAGCUUCAGCCAGUGCCAACAAUACAACGUGACCUGGGAUGACCUGAGCUCUCUCAAUCUGACUGACAUCGACAGUUUGGUACCUACAUUCAAUCAAUCAUAUGGAAUCAUUGGAUGUCAGGCCGGAUGGGACUACGACCAUACCGACUACGAUUCCACACUGAGCAUAGAUCAAAACUGGGUCUGCGACAGCACCUCUUUAGCAGCUAACUGGCAGUCGAUCGGAGUUGCUGGAAAUGUUAUUGGAACGUUUAUCUUCAAUACACUUUCCGAUCUACUGGGUCGGCGGCCUGUGUUCGUUGUGGCAGUGAUGAUAUUUGCUGUAUUUGGCAUCGUGCGCUUGUAUGUGACUUCAUACAUGUGGAUAAUGACUACCAUGUUAUUAGCAUCCCUUUCCUUCCCUGCUGUUCUGGAGUUGCCACUGAUAAUAGUUAUGGAACAAGUGUCUCCAACUUGGAGAGCCAGAAUUACAUCUACCAGCUUCUUGCUGUGGACUGCAGGAAUGUGCUUCCUGCCCCUCAUUGCUUGGCUAGCACGUGACUGGGUCGUGCUAGGCUUGAUUACGACAAUUCCAUUCUUCGUCUUCGUUCUUGCAUGGUGGAUAUUGCCAGAAUCUCCCCGCUGGCUCCUGUCUCGGAACCGACUGGACGAAACAGCCUCUCUCCUGAGAUCAAUUGCCCUACGCAAUGGAAGACCUGUUCCAGAGAAACUGGAACAGAAUAUUCAGAGCAUCGCUUUGCUUCACAACAACGAGAAAAACUAUGGAGCUCUGCAGUUGUUCAAGUACAGAAAAGUCUGCAUUCGAACCAUUCUCCUCACAGCUUGCUAUACUUGCAACAACCUCUUCUACUAUGGGCUGGCAUAUAACACCACUAACCUCAGUGGUAAUGAGUUUUUAAACUUCUUCCUGCUUGGAAUUACAGAACUCCCUUCCAACAUCCUCGCUUGGUUGGGAGCAGAUUUCAUUGGCAGGAGAUGGACUGAAUCAGGAUGUUCAUUCCUGGCAGCCAUAUUUGCACUAGCUGCUGCUUUCACGAUUGCUGCUGAGUCGUGGGUGAGGAUAUCCAUCCUGUUACUGAGCAAGAUGUUCAUCACGAUGAGCUUCAUGGUGGUCUACGUUCAAUGUGCUGAAAUAUAUCCUACCACUCAUCGUGCAUCGGGGACGGGGUUCUCCUCUCUCGUCUCAUCUUGCUUUGGAACAACGGCUCCCUUCAUUGCAUAUGUUCAUGUCCACGGGGAGUGGGUUCCCUACACUAUUUUGUUUGCCAUUGGAAUCAUUGGUUUCAUCUGUGGGUCUCUUUUACCGGAGACUCUAAAUGCCGACCUGCCACAGUCACUCAUGGAUGCCAGCAAUUUCUUGCCAUCUGAGAAGUUCUUCUCCUACAAAGGAAAGCACCUGUGGUCUAAGAAGGUGAAGGUUUCUCCACAAAAUGGACAAGAGCUUGGACAAGAUAAUCCUGCAUCCUUGGACAACGAUGUAGACAGCAAAGUUCAUUAGACUAGAUAAUGACUUCAUUGUACAUCACAAGUUGAUAAAAUAUCAUCCUCAUCCUUUGUACAGUUCAGUUAUUAGAUAUAAAAGCAUUAUACAGAGCGUAUCACAUCACUAAAAAUAAUAAAAGUUAUA